Lolium rigidum is the source of this 2676-nucleotide messenger RNA. Its product is annotated as general transcription and DNA repair factor IIH helicase subunit XPD-like. The transcript has 11 exons. Bases 1 to 2265 code for a protein of 754 amino acids. Gene Ontology annotation, cellular component: nucleus. Gene Ontology annotation, molecular function: DNA helicase activity; damaged DNA binding; ATP binding. NCBI's taxonomy places the organism in Eukaryota, Viridiplantae, Streptophyta, Magnoliopsida, Poales, Poaceae. Gene Ontology annotation, biological process: nucleotide-excision repair; positive regulation of mitotic recombination; transcription by RNA polymerase II. The record is from RefSeq and is a predicted model, not a curated record.
AUGUGGUUCAAUCUGGAUGGCCUUCCGGUGUGCUUCCCGUACGCGGCGAUCUACCCGGAGCAGCACGCGUACAUGGGGGAGCUGAAGCGCGCCCUGGACGCGCGCGGCCACGCGGUGCUGGAGAUGCCGACGGGCACCGGUAAGACGGCAGCGCUCCUCUCCCUCAUCACCUCCUACGCCCUCGCCAACCCCUCCCGCCCGCUCCGCCUCCUCUACUGCACCCGCACCGUCCACGAGAUGGACAAGACCCUAGCCGAGCUCCGCCUCCUCUUCUCCCACCUCCCGGACCCGUCCCACCUCCUCGCGAUCGGCCUCUCCUCCCGCAAGAACCUUUGCGUCCACCCACAGGUGUCCGCAUCCGCCGCCGUCGACACCGGCUGCAGACGCCUCACCGCGUCCUGGGUCCGCGACAAGGCCGCCUCCGACACCACCCCGUCCCCGCUCUGCGACUACUUCGAGACAUUCGACACCGCAGCUCACAGGGGCGACCUCGCCUCCUACAUUUCGCCCGGGGUCUACACCCUCGCUGACCUCCGCUCGCUCGGCUGCCAGCGCCGGAUAUGCCCCUACUUCCUUGCCAGGCACCUGGUCAAGCACGCCAAUGUGGUGGUCUACACUUACCAGUACCUGCUCGACCCCAAGGUGGCCAGCAUCGUCUCCCCGGAGAUGAUGAUGCACAACGAGUGUGUGGUUGUGUUCGAUGAGGCGCAUAACAUCGACAACGUCUGCAUUGAGGCGCUCAGCGUCACCAUCCGCAAGCAGACGCUAGAAGGUGCCCACCGAAACCUGCGGCACAUCUCGCAAGAGAUUGAUAGGUUCAAGGCCACCGAUGCCAAUAAGCUUCGUGCCGAAUACAAUAGGCUUGUGGAUGGAUUGGCACAGAGCGGGCAUCUGCCAAUAUCGGACGCCUGGCUUGCAAAUCCAGCCUUGCCUCACGACAUUCUCAAGGAGCCCGUACCUGGAAAUAUCAGAAGGGCUGAGCAUUUUCUCGCUGCCUUGUGGAGACUUGUGGGGUUCUUAGAUCAACGUCUUGAGACAGAAAAUGUCGUGAAUGAAAGACCUGAUUCCUUGGCUGCUUCAAUCUAUCCCCUCGCUGGAAUUGACAAGAAAAUGCUGAGGGUUUUUUAUGACCGCUUACAAUCUCUAUUGAUUACCCUGGAGAUAACCGAUACAGAUGAAUUCAUGCACAUCCAAAAAAUUUGUGACUUCGCCACACUGAUCGGAACUUAUACACGGGGUUUUUCUAUAAUAACUGAACCCUAUGAUGAUAGAAUGCCUAAUAUUCGUGAUCCUGUGAUUCAGCUUAGUUGCCAUGAUGCUUCACUCGCAAUACAGCCUGUUUUCAAUCGUUUUCAAACUGUUGUCAUAACUUCAGGAACUCUCAGCCCAAUCGAUCUGUAUCCUCGUCUUUUGAAUUUUAAUCCUGUUAUAAGCAGGAGCUUCGCGAUGUCCUUAACAAGGGAUUGCAUAUGUCCCAUGGUAUUAACACGAGGAAGUGAUCAGCUACAUGUGAGUACCAAGUUCGACAUGCGCAGUGAUCCUGGUGUUGUGAGGAACUAUGGGCGCCUCUUGCUAGAAAUGGCUUCUGCUGUGCCAGAUGGGAUAGUCUGUUUCUUUGUCAGUUACUCCUAUAUGGAUGGCAUUGUCAGCAGCUGGAACGACAUGGGAAUUUUACAGGACACCAUGCAACACAAGUUGGUAUUCAUUGAAACACCAGAUGUUGUUGAGACAACAUUGGCUCUUGAUAAUUACAGAAAAGCAUGCGAUUGUGGAAGAGGUGCAGUCUUCUUCUCAGUUGCCAGUGGCAAAGUUGCGGAAGGUAUUGAUUUCGAUCGACACUAUGGAAGACUUGUGAUCAUGUUUGGUGUUCCAUUCCAGUACACACUCAGCAAGAUAUUGAGUGCUAGGCUGGAGUACCUAAGAGAAACUUUUCAGAUAGAGGAGGGUGACUUCCUGACUUUUGAUGCGUUGAGGCAAGCUGCUCAAUGUGUCAGCCGUGUGAUCCGUUCGAAAGCAGAUUAUGGAAUGAUGAUAUUUGCUGACAAGAGAUACAGUUGGCAUGAUAAACGGUCUAAACUGCCAGGGUGGAUACUGUCACACUUGCACGCUGCACACCUCAAUCUGAGCACCGACAUGGCUCUGCAUACUGCCCGUGAGUUCCUACGGAGGAUGGCGCAGCCGUAUGACAAGGCAGGGAGCGGGCAGAAGACGCUCUUGACCGAGGAGGACCUGCAGGGCAUGUCUCAGGACGACAUGGAGAUGUGAAACUGAGAGAGUUCUAUGUAGUCUGCAGUAGGGGAUUUGCUUAUUUGCCCCGUUUUACUUUGCACCUUGAUUAUUUGCCGAGAUGUACUUCUCUUCAAGUAGCACAACAAAAGCCUCGUGCCAUGGCCACACAAGGACUCCCUCGCCGUCGCCCACAUUUGGCUCUCCACGUCCACAUUCGACUGGUACAUGUCUGCAUGAACCCACUUAUGUUUGGAAAUUGCCUCUGUAUAAAAACAGUACCUGGCAUACUAUGAAUGGACUAUUUGACUGUGCCAAAUUGUGCUAUGCCCGACGAGCAUGCAUUGCCAACUGAGGGUGUGCAUCGUCAUGGGAAACUUACUAUAGAAAUUAGUUAAUUAUUGGAAAAAGUUUAGCCCAAGCCUAGCCCAUGUUUGCUCCUACGGGGCU